UAGUAGGGUUUUGCUGGUGGUCUCUGCUGGCUGGUUAAGACCGACAGGAUGGAUGCAGGGGAUCGUCUCUGCCGAUCCUUAUUGGGCCCUUUGGCAAUCAGCCCACCGCUGAUGUGGCUGACCGUCGGCUGCCUAGCCACUUUGGGAUGUGGAUGGUGGAUGCAAAAACAAAUGAGGGGAACCGGGCACCGCACGGCACUCUUUUGCAGUGUCGCUUGAAUCGCU
Messenger RNA from Aspergillus uvarum CBS 121591, 225 nucleotides. RefSeq lists its product as uncharacterized. The transcript has a single exon. The record is from RefSeq and is a predicted model, not a curated record. Lineage: Eukaryota; Fungi; Ascomycota; Eurotiomycetes; Eurotiales; Aspergillaceae. The coding region runs from base 49 to 219 and encodes 56 amino acids.